Molecule: messenger RNA, 6109 nt
Organism: Lagopus muta (rock ptarmigan)
Lineage: Eukaryota; Metazoa; Chordata; Aves; Galliformes; Phasianidae
Gene: ADAMTS13
Product: ADAM metallopeptidase with thrombospondin type 1 motif 13
Exons: 30
Coding region: 458-4849 (1463 amino acids)
Biological process (GO): proteolysis; extracellular matrix organization
Cellular component (GO): extracellular matrix
Molecular function (GO): metalloendopeptidase activity
Source: RefSeq, a predicted model, not a curated record
UUUCACGUGCGGGUCUGUGCGGGCCGGAGCUCCGCUGCGGGGUGCGCGGCCUGCGGGACGUCGCCCUGAGUCACAGCCCGCCCGAGGGGCUCCGGGUGGGCUGAGGUUUGGCGAGCAGGAGCGCACGGUUCGACAAGUCAGAGCCCUUUCCCCGCGCAAAUCGCUGGUUGUUUAUUUGGCUGCUGUAGCUGGCCCGAAGCUGCUCUCGUUGCUGCGCUCUUUGGCUGUAAUGAAGUUGCAAAUGUUGUGCAAAAGCUCUCCCCCUCCAGCUGUUCCUGUAAAUCCUCCCGCAGCAGUUCAAUUCCCCCUCGACUGUCCCCCUCUGCAGUCGAUCAUCUCUCCUGUUUAUUUAAACUCGGCAUUCUUUGCUUCCGUUCCACGUGAUGCCUCAGACCGAACAUUUUAAUCACCCUUGGGCCAGAGAUUGCUCUGCGGUGCUGCUUGCAAUCCCUCCAGCAUGAUCAUCAGUCUGACCAUCCGAGCGCUCAUAAUGCUCCCUCUGGGGCUUUGCUGGCCCUCCAUCCUCCGAGAGAGAUUUCUCAGAGCUUUGGAUGCAGAUGAUAUUUUCUCUUAUUUUGGAACCAGCUCAGCGUCUGAUGUACCUGAGUUUGUUGUUGCUCAGCCGAAUUGCGCUUGUAAAGAAGAGCAGAUUGGGCUGAUAUGUCGGAUCCAACGCUGCUCCAUUAAGGCUUGGGGAGAAGUGUAUGCCUUCGAAUUUCUAGAGGACCAUACCCUUCUUUCCUCUUCCUUUGUGAUCAAUCAAGUGGUGAACUCUUCCUUUAGCUUAAUAAAGCGAUUCUCAGGCAACUGCUUUGCAGGUGGAAAUCUAUUGGCACCUCCUGGGGCUGAGUGUAGAGUCACUUACUGUGAAGGGCAGCUGCAAGGAGUCAUUGUUACAGAUGAAGAAAAGAUUCAUAUCAGGCCUGUCAAAAGCAAAGAUACUGCUCUGCUGAAGGAUCUUGGCUUCUCCAGUCCCCACAUUCUCUUCAGAAGUGCUGGAACAGGGGCAAAAACAGCAAGAGCAGGGCACUUUGCUCCUCGCCUACAAAAGAGGGCUGAUGGAACUGUCAAACAUCUGGAGCUGAUGGUUGUAGCAGGUCCUGAUGUUUACAUGUACCACCAAGAGGACACGGAGCGAUAUAUUCUUGCCAACCUGAACAUUGGGGCAGAACUGCUGCGAGACGCCUCACUGGGUGCUCAUUUCAGGGUUCAUUUGAUGCAAAUGCUUGUUUUGAGGGAGCCAGAGGUGAAUGUGAACAUCACAACAAACAUCACCUCCUCGCUGAUCAGUGUUUGUGAGUGGAGCAAGAAGGUCAACCCCCAGAAUGACUCUGAUCCCCAGCAUGCUGACAUUGUCCUGUAUGUGACCAGGUUUGACCUGGAGUUACCUGAUGGGAACAAGGAGCUACGUGGAGUGACUCAGUUAGGUGGGGUCUGCUCCUCCUCCUGGAGCUGCGUCAUUACCCAGGACACUGGCUUUGACUUGGGAGUCACCAUAGCCCAUGAGAUUGGGCACAGUCUUGGCAUCCCCCAUGAUGGCGAGGGGAAUCAGUGCAGCAGCAGUGGUUACAUCAUGGGUUCAGCAGGCAGCCAUAACAGCAUUGACCUCGUCUGGUCACAGUGUAGCCGAGAAGAAUUCCUGGCCUUUGUCAGCACAGGCCAAACAAACUGCUUAAAUGACCUGCCGGACAUGGAAGGCAGCAUCCCUGGAUGGAAGCCUGGCUUGUACUAUGGAGCAGAUGAGCAAUGUAAAAUAGCCUUUGGGAGUGUUGCAACCGCCUGCACCUUUGCUGACAGCAAUGUUGAUAUAUGUAAAGCUCUCUCAUGCCAUGUACAACCAGGAGACAAAUCCAGCUGUACCCGGCUUCUUGUUCCUCUCUUGGAUGGUACUGAGUGUGGCAUCAAUAAGUGGUGCUCCAAGGGACAGUGCAGCUCUCUGAAGGAACUAAAUCCCAUGGCUGUAGUCCAUGGGCAGUGGUCCAGCUGGAGCCCCUUGUCCUCCUGCUCCCGCAGCUGUGGAGGUGGAGUUCGGAUAAGGCAGCGGUUCUGUAAUACCCCCAGGCCUGCUUUUGGAGGGAAGGAGUGCCAGGGUGCCAGCCUUCAAGCAGAGAUGUGCAGUACUCAGGCCUGUCCGAUGACCCAGCUUGACUUUAUGGCUGAACAGUGUGCAGCAACAGAUUUAAAGCCACUGUAUCUCACUGUAGGAGUGCCAGCCUUUUACACCUGGACUUCUGCUGUUGGCUUUGCCAAAGGGGACACGCAGUGCAAGCACAUGUGCAAGGCAAUUGAAGAUGCAUUCAUGGUAAGCCGUGAGGACAGUUUCAUAGAUGGAACCAGAUGUGAGCCUGAUAACUCUGACGAUGGGACUUUCCAUCUGUGUGUAGCAGGAAGCUGCAGAGCAUUCGGGUGUGAUGGCCAAAUGGACUCCAAGAAGGCAAUGGACUCUUGCCAGGUCUGUGGGGGUGAUAAUACCACCUGCAUGGAAGUGAGUGGAUCUUACACAGAAGGAAAAGCUAAAGAGUACGUUACGUUUUUGUCCCUGCCUUAUAAUGCCACCUUAGUCCGUGUUAUCAAUCAGAGACCACUCUUCACACAUUUGGCUGUGAAGGUAAAAGAUGAAUACGUGGUUGCUGGAAAGGGAAAAAUCUCGUUGAAUGUCUCCUAUCCCUCAGUUCUGGAGGACAGACAGAUUGAAUACAAAGUGUUUCUCACCAAGGACAACCUGCCAAGCCUGGAGGAAAUCCAUGUGGAUGGGCCAACACAAGAAGAAAUUGAAAUACAGGUUUAUAGGAGGUAUGCAAAAGAAUAUGGCGAUGCCACCAACCCAGACAUCACCUUCAGCUACUUUGUGCCAAAAGAGAAUCUGACCUACAGGUGGAUUCCUCAGCAGGGGCCGUGUUCAGUGACCUGUGGAGGAGGUACGCGGCUGGUGAACCAUGUGUGCUUUGAUCAGAUGAAGAAUGAGAUAACAGAAAAUCAGCUGUGUCUGGAACUCCCACAGCCCCUUCCAGGGUAUGAACCCUGUGCUGUGGAACCAUGCCCAUACAGGUGGAAGAUAUCGCAGACAGAUGAAUGUUCUGCUGUCUGUGGAAGCGGUGUUGCCCAGCAGAAUUUGACCUGUGUUCAGUUCCAUAACGGAUCAGAGACUGUUGUGGAUGACAGCUUAUGUUCUGCACAAGAAAAACCACUCUCUGUUGUGCCGUGUGUGGUUAAUGUCUGCCCUUUGGGAUGGGACAAAGAGGAAGACAUGGAUUUGUUUCAGGCUGCAGAGUCACCUGGACAUAUCCAACUGGAAAACCAGAGUGUUUAUGUCUGGAGCCCUCUGGCUGGAGAGUGUUCAGUGUCCUGUGGUGGAGGUCAGACUCAGAUACAGUAUGCGUGUGUGGCUUUUGACACCAAGGAAAAAACCCAAGAAGAAAACUGUCAUCCAGUAGCAAAGCCGGAGAGCAGGUUGGAAGACUGCAAUCUCAGUCCCUGCCCACCAAGGUGGCAUUACAAAAUGGGCUCAUGCAGUGUAAGCUGUGGAGGAGGCGUGAUGCAGAAGGUCCUCUACUGUGCAAGGGAAACCAGAGACAAGGAAGAAGAGAUUGUGGCAGACAGUCAGUGUGAUGGUUUGCCUCGUCCAGAAGAGCAGGAGCUGUGUAACUUGGAGCCAUGCCCCCCAAGAUGGAAGGUAACCCCAGGUGGCCCCUGUUCCUCCAGCUGUGGGCUUGGCUUAUCUGUUCAGCUGGUCACCUGUGUGCAGAUUCAGCAAGGCAAAGAGAUUUUGCUGGAGCAGCAUUUAUGUCCUGAGUCAGAGAAGCCCCUUACCACCAUUCCCUGUGUCAUCCGAAUGUGUUCUUAUGAAUGGAGCUUCAGCGAAUGGACAGAGUGUUCAACUUCAUGUGGAAAUGGUGUUCAGACGCGGCACGAUUUCUGCCUCAACCGGCUAACUCACAAGCACGUGAGCCCCAUCUUCUGCAGGCACUUCCCCAAGGCCAUUGUGCUGCGUGGCUGCUCUGCAGGGCCCUGUCCUGAGCAGGGCAUGGACACCAGGCUGCAUGGAGCAGAACUGCAGGCAGUGACACCAGCCAUGCAUCUGAUGAGUACUGCAAAUGCUGAGGGGGCAAGAUACAAAGACCUGAUCCUUCCUUCAUCUGCUCUGCCAGCUGUCCCUCAGGAACGGGUGGAGACCAGUGAAGGCAUCUGUGGAAAGCUCUUCCUUAAUACCAGUGGGAUCAUCAACAUGACGGGUGCAGGGAGCAGUGACUGCACUGUUGCUAUUGGACGUCCUCUAGGAGAGGAGAUCACAAUCAACGUUCUGGAGAGCUCCCUCAACUGCAGUGCAGGUGAGGUUGUGCUGUUUUCCGGACGAAUGAUGUGGCGGAUGGGCUGCAGGAAGCUGAUUUUGUCUCUGAUAAAUUCCAGAACAAAUACAUUGAUUGUGAAACAGCGUGUUCUGCUGCCAGGAAAUGGGGUCGUUCUUCAGUACAACAGCAGAAAUGCAACCAAAAGAUAUUACCAAGAAUGUGACAAGCAGCUGUUUGGUCCCCGUGGUGAAAUAGUGAAUCCUACUCAAUCACCUGGUCAAAAACAAGAGGUGGUGUGUCGGACCUUCAUCAAUGUGGCUCCUCAGCAUCACAUAGCUAUCCGAGGCCUCUAUGUUGACCUGAGCCAUCAGAGCAACCAAACAAACUUUAAUUACAUCCUGAUCCGUGAUGUAAGCACCAUGAAGACAACGGUGUUCCGUGGGAAACAGCAAUUCUUCUGGCAAUCAACAGGAAGCCAAGCUGAAAUUGAAUUUCAUGAAAACGUUAAGGAUCACCAAACCAGUUUCUGGGCUGAAUAUCAUGCUGCUGAACCCAAAUAAAAGGGAUCAGGGCCACUCCACUGAGAAAGACUGCUCCAGUUAAUCACUGCUGCCUGUUCACUGCUUGAUGUCACACACAUCAUUUAACCUUUUACAGCUGUUUCCCCAUCUACUGAGUAAGAACAGUUUGCUGGCUCCGUUGGGAUCUCCGUUAAUACUUAGAAAGUUUAUGCAAAAGCAUGUAACCACCAAAUAGUUCACAAAUAGUUCUAAUGUACAUUCUCUACGUUAAUUGGCAUUAAUGCAUCUCACUUGUCUGAAAUUCGUGACUUGGACACUGAAGUCUCAAGGUCCUGCUUCUGUUUAUAUGCUGUGACUUUUUAGGACAAUCAUUUCGUUUCUCAGUGGCUUAGAAACCUCUCUAUACCACAGGUAGUUAUGAUGAUGAUUUAACAGUGAAGUUUACUCUCCUGCAGUGUAAAUGCCCAUUGAAAAUGAAGCCUAUUGAAAUUCUGGAAGAUGAAAAAGAAGGCAAAGAUGUGUAAGAAGAUGAAUCCUGAGUCCUAGCAGCUCGAGAAGUGUAUGAGGGCAAGACUCUUUGCCCAGCAGGGUAGUGCAGCACUAGGGAGAGUCACCUAAAAAGCUGAUGGAAUCUCCAUCAUGGAGUAUUUUCAGGACUUUGCUAACCAGUGGGCCUGGUUAACUAGAGCAGUUGGCCUGGUCAAGUACUGGUGAUAAUUGGCUUUGCAUGGGAGGAGUAAAUGACAUCCAGAGGUCCCUCCCCAGCCACCACAUCUAUGAUUCUGCUUUUACAGAUCUAGCAGUGCUGCUAGUACUUCUUCUCUGUGGGAAAUUGAAUCCUGUCCCUUAGUGAUGGGUUUGAUGCCUAGAGAUAUUUCUUCAGAUAAUAACAGUAGCUGUGCUAAUAAUCUACAUGUAUCUGCAUCCCACAGGAACUGUGUCAAGAGAGGCUGUUGAAACUGUGAUAUGAGUCGUAACAGGAAGAUGUGCUUUAGAGCAGCAACAAAUAUUCACUCAAGAUUGACUUUAAAUAUAUAUUUAAAGUUCUUUUUAUUUAAUGUUUUUAACCUUUUCUACAGUUCUCUACUUUGGUACCAAUCUAUCAUCCCCAUCAACGUCCCAGUAUCCUACAAAAGAGGUUUUUUCCAAACCUGGAGCCUGGCUGGACAUACCUGCCUCUACACUUCAUGACAGAUGCAAUAAAUUGUUCUGCUUGGGCAAUUUUAAUGCUACCUCUGCUUUCUUUUCAUUGAAUUCUCUGAUGUCUUUUUACAACCAUAAAACCUUAUUUUCUUCUGU